This is a messenger RNA of Rhododendron vialii, 893 nucleotides long. RefSeq names its product protein PAL OF QUIRKY-like. The record is from RefSeq and is a predicted model, not a curated record. Gene Ontology annotation, molecular function: protein binding. The coding region runs from base 83 to 673 and encodes 196 amino acids. The transcript has a single exon. Lineage: Eukaryota; Viridiplantae; Streptophyta; Magnoliopsida; Ericales; Ericaceae.
GGUUCAACUUGACUCUCAAGUCUCCACCUCUUCUCUCUCUCUCUCUCUCUCUCUCUCUCUCUCUCUCUCUCUCCUCCGGAUCAUGACCAGAAUUUCGAACUCAACCGACGACAAAGCAACCAGCACCCAAAAGAUCAAGUUCCUCUACAGCUACGGCGGCAAGAUCCUCCCCCGUCCCACCGACGGCAAGCUCCGAUACGCCGGCGGCCACACCAGAGUCCUCGCUGCCGACCGCUCCAUCACCUUCGCGGAGCUGAUGGUGAGGUUCGUAGAGCUAUGCGGAUCCUCCAUGACUUUGAAGUGCAAAUUACCUACCGAAGACCUAGACGUCUUGGUUACGAUCACCUGUGACGAGGACCUCGUCACGAUCGUCCGCGAAUACGAUCGGUUCUUGUCGUCUGCGCGCAAAGACCUGAAGAUUACGGCCGUGCUGUUCCCACGCGAAUCUCUCAAAACAAUCUCUCCUCCUCCGUCCACCGUUUCCAGCCUCGAUUUCUCUGCAGCUAUGUCGUCGUUUCUGGCGACCGGACUGCGGUGUCGGAAUCCUUCGCCGGCGAUGGGAUUUCCGGCCGGUGUGAGGAAAGGCGGCAGCGGAUUCCGUUGUUAUGAUCAACUAGCAAACACUAGGCAUCCCUGCUUUGUACCGCAUCAGAAUUACUGGCGGUGCCGGUAAUUGACUUCGACUGAUUAUAUAGAUAUACAUCCACAUGUACCAAAUAUCUGAGGACUAAAGACAGAAGAAGUUGAUAUUUGUUUGUGUGGCUGGACUGUACAUCGUAGUUUAAGCCGAUUUUUCCGUUCUUGAUUCAAUUGAGUUCUACUAUACUCGAAAGCCAGUUUUGCCAAUUCGUUGGUUUGUUCUCUCCCAAUAUACAGAUAUACCAUUUGCCAAA